UACAUACUUCGAUGUCAAAGCUGGUUACUGUCCUACAAUAAAAUAUUAAAAAUAUUGUAGAAAAAUGGAUAUAAAUUAUUAAAAAUAGUGAAAAGUUAUUAAAUAAUUAGUUGUUUAUGUGAAAAACUAUUGCUAUUGUUUUAAAAACAGCAAAAACCACACGCAGGUGCGUACGCAGCCGUGACAGAAAUAUAGGAAGUCCGCAGAUUCCUUUUUUCAAUGCGGCAAAAUCAACCAAAGAAAAAAUAAGAAACCAAAGAAUAACGAUUAAAUGCAAAAAUUGCUGUAUUAAAUUAAGUAUUAUUAAGUAUCAAAUCCUUAAAGUAACAUUAAAAACUGAAAAUGAAUGUAUCCACCGUUUCGACCAGUACGAAUACUGCAACUAUAAAUCAAAAAACCUACAAAAUUGAAAUGAUUGAAGAUGUUCAAAUGAGUGGUCAAUCAGAUGACGAUGACGAUGAUCCGCCAAGUAGUCCCGGAAGUCAAUAUGAGGAAGGUGAUUUAAUGCAAAUGACAUUAAAUGAUGAAGUUGCAUCUCAACUUGCUCAGGCAGGACCUGUUGGAGUUGCGGCAGCUGCUGCAAUCGCUUCGGCGAAAAAACGUAAAAGACCACAUUCUUUUGAAACAAAUCCUUCAAUAAGAAAACGUCAACAAAACCGUUUAUUACGUAAAUUAAGGCAAAUUAUAUAUGAGUUCACUGGAAGAGUUGGACAACAAGCUAUUGUAUUGGUAGCAACACCAGGAAAACCUAAUACAACGUAUAAGGUUUUUGGUGCAAAACCACUUGAAGAUGUUGUACGUAAUUUAAAAAAUAUUGUUAUGGAUGAAUUAGAAAAUGCUUUAGCCCAACAAGCUCCUCCACCACCCCAAGAAGAUCCAUCAUUGUUUGAAUUACCACCUUUAAUAAUUGAUGGAAUUCCAACACCAGUUGAGAAAAUGACUCAAGCACAGCUUAGAGCAUUUAUUCCACUGAUGUUGAAAUAUUCAACUGGUCGUGGUAAACCAGGUUGGGGAAGAGAAUCAACGAGACCUCCUUGGUGGCCAAAGGAACUUCCAUGGGCGAAUGUGAGAAUGGAUGCAAGGAGUGACGAGGAAAAACAAAAAAUAAGUUGGACACAUGCAUUGAGAAAAAUAGUUAUUAACUGUUAUAGAUAUCAUGGUCGAGAAGAUCUCUUACCAACGUUUUCUGAUGAAGAAGAAAAAGUUGGUCAAAUGCUUCCAACAACACCAACAACGACAACUGCAGUUGUCACUAAUAAUAAUAAUGUUGGUGUGUUAAAAAUUCAUAAUUCUGGAACAAUAAUAUCAAAUGCUCAAGUAGUACAGCAAACUCAAUCACAGCAGCAGCAUACACAGCAACAUCAACAGUCAUCACAGCAACAACAACAGCAUACGCAGCAAAUAGUUCAAACUCAACAACAGCAAACUUCAGAUGGUACGACUAAAAUUCAAAUUCACACUACUCCCACAAAUAAUGCCGCUGCGCAAACUAUCACGAAUGCUCAAGUUUGCCUGGAUCCAAUGACUUUGAAUGAUGUCGAUUAUACACAAGCAGUGAUUUCUUCAAUACAAAAUGCUGAUGGAACCAUAUCAUUGAUACAAGUCGAUCCUAAUAAUCCUAUAAUCACUUUACCGGAUGGAACGACUGCUCAAGUGCAAGGAGUAGCAACUCUUCAUACAACUCAAGGUGAAGGUGGCGCAACUAUCCAGACUGUUCAACAAUUAACAGAUACAAACGGUCACGAAAAUAUGACUGUAGAUUUAACUGAAGCUACUUUAGGACAAGAUGGACAAAUAAUAAUAACGGGAGAAGAUGGUCAAGGUUAUCCUGUAUCAGUAAGUAAUAUGAUUACGGUACCAGUUCCAGCUUCAAUGUAUCAAACAAUAAUGGGAAAUAUAUCACAAAUUCAUCCAAAUAGUGAAGGAACAGUUUGCAUUACACCAAUGCAGCUUCCAGUUUCUUCAGGAUCAAAUAUUUGGGAACAGCUUAGAGAUAAUGGAAUUGAAGUGAUUGAAAAUGGUGAACAUAUGGAAACUAUAACGAUAUCACCCGGUAUGCAACAGAUAAUGGUUCAAGGACCUAAUAAUGAGCCACAAGUUUUACAAGUUUUAAGUUUAAAAGAUGCUACAGUACUGACAAAAGCUAUGGAGGGAAUAAAUGUAAAAAAUGAAGACAUUAUGAUAGAACAGUGAACAUCGAAACUUAUUUAAAAUAAUAUAUAAAAAAAGUUUUAAUAAUAAGUAUAAGACCAUAUAUUAUACAUAAUAUAUCAAUAAUGUUUUAUAUGAUUGAUAAGAGAAAACAAAAAUAAUUUAAAUAGAUUUUAAUAAUUGAAAAAAAAAAUCGUAUAUACAUUAUAUUCAUAAAUUUAAAAUUAUAGAAUUUUUAAAAAGUACGUAUAUUAUAAUAUAUAUUUGAAUAUUAUAGGAAAAUAUUUUAGAUCUAUAAAAUUUAUUUCCAAAAUUAAAAUCAUUUCUAAUCAAACAGAAAACAUGAAUAUAAGAA
This is a messenger RNA of Condylostylus longicornis, 2506 nucleotides long. It is a transcript of the gene ewg, whose product is annotated as DNA-binding protein Ewg. Lineage: Eukaryota; Metazoa; Arthropoda; Insecta; Diptera; Dolichopodidae. Gene Ontology annotation, cellular component: nucleus. Gene Ontology annotation, biological process: regulation of transcription by RNA polymerase II. Gene Ontology annotation, molecular function: RNA polymerase II cis-regulatory region sequence-specific DNA binding; DNA-binding transcription factor activity, RNA polymerase II-specific. The transcript has 9 exons. The record is from RefSeq and is a predicted model, not a curated record. The coding region runs from base 343 to 2193 and encodes 616 amino acids.